UUCUCUUUCAAACGCUGCUGACAUCCUGAUAUUUGCGUUGUAAGCCUGUGAGAAAGGCAGCAUCACUGCACAGUCUGCACACAAAGGCGCAGGGCAGGAGGGCAGGAUGUCUGGGCAGCUCCUCAGCACCUUGGCGCUCCUCUGCAUCUUCAUCGCGGUGGCGGCUUCAAACGGCCCAUCUUUAAAGGUGUUUGAAAGGCCGAAGGUCAUCACCCUCAUGCAGCUCAACGCCUCUGCAGAGAUCUCCUGUUCCACCACUGUCCAUCCUCAGCCUGGUCGAGGGCUGCAUGGACUGUCUCUGAAGCGGUAUUUCAGCGGAAAUGAAGUAGUGUUCUACCAGCAUAUGGUCGACAAGACUCAGACGGUACAUCGGGACUUCGAAGGCAGAAUCUCGGUCACUCAGAAAUCCAGCGACUGCUGUGAGUUCACCUUCCAGCUGUCUUUGCUGAGGGAGGAGGACACCAACGGCUACUACUGCAGUUGGGUCACCUUCAAUGAGAACGAAGUGGAAACAAGUAGUCUGGACAGCAACUACACGCUCAUCAUAGUUCGGGAGCGCGACCCUGAAGAGCUUUGCACCAGGCCAUCGGGCAAUCAGCUGCAGCGGCUGUUCCUCGGCCUGAGUGGGGUGGUGUGUGCCGGCAUGUUCCUCAUCUCUGCUGGGGCCCUGAUAUGGAGGUGUUUGCUGGUAUGUCCUGAGAAAGGGGGAAAAAGCAUCUUGGGAUAAAAAUGGGAACAGGCACACAGACAGAAAGAGAAAGGGGAAUGGCCGCUCAG
Molecule: messenger RNA, 777 nt
Organism: Alosa alosa (allis shad)
Lineage: Eukaryota; Metazoa; Chordata; Actinopteri; Clupeiformes; Clupeidae
Exons: 3
Coding region: 107-727 (206 amino acids)
Biological process (GO): adaptive immune response
Cellular component (GO): membrane
Molecular function (GO): signaling receptor activity
Source: RefSeq, a predicted model, not a curated record